This is a messenger RNA of Spinacia oleracea (spinach), 853 nucleotides long. RefSeq lists its product as uncharacterized. NCBI's taxonomy places the organism in Eukaryota, Viridiplantae, Streptophyta, Magnoliopsida, Caryophyllales, Amaranthaceae. The record is from RefSeq and is a predicted model, not a curated record. The transcript has 4 exons. Bases 124 to 489 code for a protein of 121 amino acids. Gene Ontology annotation, molecular function: phenylpyruvate tautomerase activity.
AUCAUCAAUUCAUCUCCAUUAGAAAACAGAUUCUGUAUUACCAAGGGUUUCUGCUGCUUCACUGGUAACCAAAGCUCAAGCAUUUCAUAUCAAGAAGAAGAGACAGAAAGAUCAGUGAACAAAAUGCCGUGCCUAAACAUCUCAACCAACGUCAACCUCGACGGUGUCGACACUUCCGCCAUCCUCUCUGAAGCCACCUCCUCCGUCGCCAAACUCAUCGGAAAACCCGAAGCUUAUGUUAUGGUGGUGCUCAAGGGAUCAGUGCCAAUGGCAUUUGGCGGAACUGAGCAGCCUGCAGCAUAUGGUGAACUUGUCUCCAUUGGAGGCCUUAAUCCUGAUAUCAACAAGAAACUGAGUGCUGCCAUUGCCGCAAUCCUCGAGACCAAGUUGUCUGUUCCCAAAAACCGUUUCUUCCUCAAAUUCUAUGACACCAAGGAUCAUCCAAUUCAAGAACAUGCACAGUGUUUGCAUGCUUUACACCAGUGCUAGCCAAUAAAACACGGUGCCUUUUUCGGGUGGAAUGGAACUACCUUCUAAAUGCACGUAUGGUUGCGCCAUUGAAGCUCCUAUUAUGGAACUACCUUCUAAAUGCAUGUAUGGUUGGUCCAUUGAAACUCCUCUUAUGGAACUAUAUUUGACUAUUUGUACUUAACUGGUAGAAGGAUAUAUCACUAUUUCUAGUCUUGUGGCUGAAUUAAGGAUAUGACAAUGUAAUUAACCUUGCCUUGAUAUGGGAACCUCUGUUAUGGAGCCACUGAUGUCAUGUUUAGUAGUCUUCCCAAGAGCCAUGAUGUGAAACUGUUCAUUCUAAGUUCAGUAUUUAAAGACACAUUCUCCAUUGUUAUUCUUUUUC